This is a messenger RNA of Prorocentrum cordatum, 2516 nucleotides long. Lineage: Eukaryota; Dinophyceae; Prorocentrales; Prorocentraceae. The record is from the annotation of a GenBank genome assembly.
CUCCCCCUCUCUCCCUCUGCUUCCCCCUCCCCUCGCCCUGCGACUCCAUGCCGCGAGCACUCAGUGGCUCAUUCCUCGCAGGCGACGACCCCGCGCCUCGGCACGCCUCGGCCGCGCCGGCGGUAUCGAACCCCCCUCGUACUCGGACAUCCAUGGCGCUCCGCGCGCCCGUCGCCCUCGCCGCCCUCCUGCUGCCGCGCCGGCUGCAGAGCGUGGCCGUGGCGCCGCCGGCGCAGGGAGUGCCCGCGGGAGCGGUUCGGCGCCCGCCAGUGGCCCUCGGAGCGUCGACCGCCGCACGCCGGCUGCGCUCGCGCGCCCACCGCGCCACGGGCGCAGCCCAGGCGGGCAGCGCCGGCCAGGCGGGCAGCGACGCGGAGGACAAGGGUCCCUUCAUAGCCGCGUGGUUUGGCGACUUUGACCAGGGAGAGUCGACCUUCUCUGAGCAGGGCAUCUCUGGGAGGUACGAUACCGUCGGUGGUUGGGAUGUUGACUACUACAACCCGUACUCUGGCAGCAGCGGGAAGGAAAGCGAGGAGUUCUUCCAGGAGACGCCUUCGGCCGGCUCGAGGGAGACGUGGCAGACGUUCUACCCUGCGCUCGGGAGCACCGUCAUCGGGAACGGCGACCAGGCAACAGGCUCGUGGCGGUCGACCCCGGAGGGCUACGUGCAGGACUACGUCCCCUCCACUCUCGUCACCGAGAAAGCAGGCGGCGCUGGCGCGCGCCCCGCGGAAUGGUUCGACAGCAAAGUGCUCCAGAUAGACGGCCUUGGGCGCGACCAGCUGCCGUACCCAGGGACGCCAGAGCGGUCGAUGGAGGCCAGCGUGAGAACAUACGUCGAGCGCGCUGUGAACACGACCUUUCGCUGCGAGGGCACCGAGUGCGUCGCGUGGACUGGGCUGCAGGCGUACAAUCAUCUUGGUGAGGAGGCGACGGGGUGCACGAUGAAUGUCUACGUCCAUCCGAGGGGCACCAUCACCAGCGGCGCCAAGGUCUUGAACACUCUCAAAGUCAACGACCAGGAGGUGUCGACGGCCUGCUUUGACGUCCCAUCCGGCUGCACAUCGCAGGCGAGCACGGACUCGGUCACGUCCCUGCUCUACCCGUGCGCGAGCCAAAUCAACGUCGGGAACCUCUUCAGGGACGGCACGGGCGCGCUCAUAAUCAGCGGCCAGAUCAGCAAGGGCGUCAGCAAGUGGGCCCGGGGCGGCCGGGUGCUCGCUUGCGUGGGCUUCGCCGCGGUGUCUGCAGACACCGCCGUGUUUGCGCAGGGGCGCGACAUCGUCAUCGGAGACGAGGAGAGCUUCUCGCAGCCGAUUGGAGACGUGGACGAGGAAGUCCAGGGCUACUUCGAGGACUUCCUGGAGGGCGAGGCCGACGACGGCAGGCCCAAGAAGCGCAGGUCGCCGACGAGGAAGCACAGGUCCAUCGCGAACCUGACGGCCAGCCUGGACGAGGCGAUCCCGCUGCUGGAGGCGGACUUUAAGACGAAGACUCAGGCCCUCAGGGUCGCCCUCGCCUACUUCAAGGAGAAGCAGAAGAUCAUGGACGUGGCAAAGAGGGAGGCGACCUUGGCCAUGAAGGAGCUGCGCAAGGAGGCCGAGCAUCGCCGCCUGGCCGCUUCGGAGCGCAGGAACGCCAAGCAAAGGGAGGUGCAGGCGUUGAAGGAGCAGAAGCGCACCGCCAAGGAGGCGAUGAUCAAGAAGGCACAGGCCCUGAUGGGCGCCAAGGGCCAGGAUGCGGGCGGCAUGCUCGGCGAGAUGUCCCUCGGCAUCAUGGUCGACGUGCUCAUGGCCCUGCCGCAGGCCGUGGAGAACCCGAUUUUCCUCAAGCGGCUCUACAGGGCGAAGGACGAGGUCACGCAGUCCGUCCAGGAUUUCCUCAACAUCACGCGCCGGAAGUCGUCGAAGUUCGUGCUGGCCAGCAGCAAGGCGUCCGACGUGGAGCUCUCCUUCCUCAUGGCGCGCUACUUUCACGAGGCCUCCUUCCGGGUCAAGGCUCUACAGUCGGACGCCCAGAAGGUUGCCAGGGACCUCAACGUCGUCAUGCCCAGGGAGCUCCGCCAGAGCUUCAUGCCCAUCAUCAAGCAGCUGCGGUCGAACGCGGUCCCGCUUCGCGUGAACGCCAGCGAGCUUGCGAAGGCGACGCUGCCCGAGGCCUGCAGUCAGAUCUCCAGCGUGAUGGCGAACAUCAGCACGGUGGCGGACAACAACAAGCUCAACACCAUGCACUCCGGCCUGCACAACCUCUGGCAGAUCUCUGAGCUGAUGCUGCCGCACAUGAGCAAGGUCUACCCCCUGAAGUCGGUCGUCAUCGACACCGUCAAGGACUUCAUGUCCAUGGCGACCACCCAGGUCGCCGGUCUGCAGGAGUCUGCGGACGAGAUCGUGACCAACAUCGGCCCCGUCGUCAUGGAGCGCAUGCAGUGCACCUGGUCCUCCGCGCGUGGCCGCGGCGCCAGCCUGGUCGCCCUGCUGGCGCCGCUGGCGGCCGUGGCCAGCCUCCUGGCCCACUAG